Messenger RNA from Castor canadensis (American beaver), 737 nucleotides. RefSeq names its product calcium binding protein 2 (gene Cabp2). Lineage: Eukaryota; Metazoa; Chordata; Mammalia; Rodentia; Castoridae. Gene Ontology annotation, cellular component: cytoplasm. The record is from RefSeq and is a predicted model, not a curated record. Gene Ontology annotation, molecular function: calcium ion binding; calcium channel regulator activity. Gene Ontology annotation, biological process: visual perception.
UGUCACUGGGAGCAGCUGGGGGCUGGCAGGAUCUGCAGCAUCUGCCCCGGGACUCCAGGCCUGGCAUGGUUCAGGGGGCCAUGGGGAACUGUGCCAAGCGGCCCCGGCGCCAGGGGCCUAAGGACGCCUGGCAGUGGCCUGGCUCCACUCUGGGGGGCUGCCGCCCCCGCCCCCGCCCCAACCCUGGCCCUGAGGAGCAGGGGGGUGUCCAGGGCUACUCGGUGCUCGGCAGCCUGGUGGGGCCGGCCUGCAUCUUCCUACGGCCCAGCAUCGCAGCCACCCAACUUGACCGGGAGCUGCGACCUGAGGAGAUCGAAGAGCUGCAGGUCGCCUUCCAGGAGUUUGACCGAGACCGGGAUGGCUACAUCGGCUACCGGGAGCUGGGUUCCUGCAUGAGGACCCUGGGUUACAUGCCCACAGAGAUGGAGCUCAUCGAGAUCUCACAGCAAAUCAGUGGCGGGAAGGUGGACUUCGAAGAUUUUGUAGAGUUGAUGGGUCCCAAGCUGCUAGCAGAGACCGCAGACAUGAUUGGCGUCCGGGAGCUGCGGGAUGCCUUCCGGGAGUUUGACACCAACGGGGACGGCUGCAUCAGCUUGGGAGAGCUCAGGGCGGCCCUCAGGGCUCUGCUGGGGGAGCGCCUCAGCCAGCGCGAGGUGGAUGAGAUCCUCCAGGACAUCGACCUCAACGGAGAUGGCCUGGUUGACUUUGAAGAGUUUGUUCGAAUGAUGUCUCGCUGA